Messenger RNA from Emericellopsis atlantica, 795 nucleotides. RefSeq lists its product as uncharacterized. The record is from RefSeq and is a predicted model, not a curated record. NCBI's taxonomy places the organism in Eukaryota, Fungi, Ascomycota, Sordariomycetes, Hypocreales, Bionectriaceae. Bases 1 to 795 code for a protein of 264 amino acids. The transcript has 3 exons.
AUGGCGGCGCGCGCCGCUGUCGCCGCAGCCGCCACGAGCCUACCCUCGACCUCGGUCCAGGGACACCACCCACAGCCACCCUCCGCAGCGACGACAACACCGCCCACGUUGACGAGACAAACCACGGCGGAAUCGGCUGAUGGCGUCUGGGGAGCGGCUGAUGACGGGGCCGAGAAAAGUGAACAGCUGGACAUGAGCCACUUGUUGCCAGCAUUGCCCUUUCGCGGCGAGGGAGAGGGCGAGCCAUGUCCGUUGGGCAAAUCGGUAGACGAAACCUGCCGCCGCGCACUCGACCACUUCCCCUGCCCCAAUGUCGCCUUUCCGACGCCAACGCUCGAGUUCGACUUUCGCGUUGCAGUCGCCCUGAAGAAUGAGCCGUCGCAGGUGCAAGGCCGCGCCCACAAGGAGAUCACGGCCGUCUCCUCCGGUUCCUGGUCCGGGUCCUUUGGUCACGGCAAGGUCAUGGCCGGAGGCUACGAUCUCGGCCAAGCCAGGGGCUUCCGUCCCAUCCGCAUCGUCGAGGGCGCCUUUAUCAUGCAGACGACAGACGAGCCACCAGCCACCCUGGAGAUGCGUACCCGUGGCUCCCUCUCGGGACCCUGUGACAUCCUCGACGCCCUGCUCAGCACGCGCUCGGCCAACACCAUUGACCCGCGCAAGUAUGGCUUCCGCAUGUUCCUCACCAUCAAGACUGCCGACAAGCGAUACGCCGAGAUUGUCAACUGCGGACUGUGGGUCGCCAGUGGCGUCUGGAAGGCGGAGGAACUGAUCAUCGACGCGUACCGCGUGGCGUGA